AUGGACAGCAAGGACUCGAUAUGGAGCCGCCGUAACAAUGUCGGCAACCUCUCCUUGUCGACCCCUGGUCAGCACGACAACUCUUCGGCCCCUCGCGACUAUUCGUCUCUCUCGAGACGCUCCGGGCCAGGAUCCUCGCACGGCGGCCGAGGCCCAAUUCCAUUCGGCGGCACCCAGACGCCGGCCAACACACUGGCAUCGCCCGGCGGAGCUGGAAAUGCGUUCGGCCUGGGCUCUGGCGCCUUUGGCUUUGCAGGCGCGAGCUCUGCAAAGACGCCCAAGACGCCAGGAAACCCAUACGAGCGAGAAUGGGGCGCACUUGGUGGUGGCAGCAAGACGCCGUCCACUGAAAAGACCGCCAAGGACGCCUUCUCGCGCGCUGCGACGGGCAAGCCCUCGAUGGGCUCAAUUUCAGAGAUCACCGGGAAACCGCAGUCGUCAGCCACCUCGCACCCACUCCGGAACGGGUGGACUUUCUGGUUCCGACCACCGAUCAGCAAGGCGAACGGCUACAUCGAGUAUGAGAGGAGUUUACAUCCUAUUGCGCACGUGACCACAGCCGAGGAGUUCUGGGCAGUGUACAACCAUCUCAAGCACCCUUCAGAUCUGCCCGAGAAGUCAGACUAUCACCUCUUCAAGCAAGGUAUUCGCCCAAUCUGGGAAGAUGAUGUAAACAAGCAGGGUGGAAAGCUGGUGGUCCGUCUCAAGAAGGGAGCUGCCAACCGCUUCUGGGACGAGACACUGCUGGCCUGCAUUGGGGACCAAUUCGGCGAGGACAACGAGGAAAUCUGUGGUGUGGUGCUUAGUGUGCGCAACAAUGAGGACAUCCUCUCGAUCUGGUUGCGCCACAGCAGUCCAGCCACUCCCAGAAUCAAGGAAACCGUCAAGCGCUGUGUCUCCUCCAUCUACCCUGGUGACCUCAACUUCGUCUGGAAAAGCCACGAUGCUAGCCAGCAGCAGGCUGCCAACACUCCUCACCACGACAACAACGCCAAUAAGCGUCCCCACCACAACAAGAAUCAGCGACAGACUCAAGACGAGCCUCGCGCCUAG
Molecule: messenger RNA, 1053 nt
Organism: Microdochium trichocladiopsis
Lineage: Eukaryota; Fungi; Ascomycota; Sordariomycetes; Xylariales; Microdochiaceae
Product: translation initiation factor eIF 4e-like domain-containing protein
Exons: 3
Coding region: 1-1053 (350 amino acids)
Biological process (GO): translational initiation
Cellular component (GO): eukaryotic translation initiation factor 4F complex
Molecular function (GO): RNA 7-methylguanosine cap binding; translation initiation factor activity
Source: RefSeq, a predicted model, not a curated record